UCUGAUUGGUCGCCCGUGUCCCAGCGGUACUUCAAAGCCGGAGAGGACCUACAAUUGUGGUGGAAUGGGCGGAACACAUCAUUGUAUUGCACACCUCUAAAAAAACAGAGCUCUGAUUUAUAAAUAUAAAAAGAUCCUCGGAGGAGGGCACUUUUUUGUGAUGGCUACUUCACUUCUAGGGGUGAGUCUGAGGAUUUUCUUGCUGGUUUAAUUAGUUCUUUUAUUGUCCGGCGAGGGGAUUAAAAUUACUUCGGUCAGAGUAGGAAAGUCAGUCACUUGAUUAUGUUUUAAGCAAGUGGGUCGCGCGCAAGAGAGAGAAAGAGAGAGAGCCCGAAUUACAUUGACGAAAACGAGACUGGAGUGAACUUUUUCUGUCACCCACCUACUGAUGCACCCACGAUACUUGUGUCUGAUAAUCCGUAAAUCUUUUUCAUAAACUUUUACGUUUUCAUCAUAUUUUUGUUUUUGUGCGUUCUUGUUCAUUCCGACCUACAGGAGGAGCCGAGGUUAGGAUCGACUCCUUUAGCCAUGUUAGCUGCCACCUGUAACAAGAUUGGGAGUCCGAGCCCUUCGCCUUCCUCCAUUUCGGAUAGUUCCUCCUCGUUCGGGAAAGGCUUUCACCCGUGGAAGAGAGCCACCGCCAGCAGUUGCAGCCUCGGCUCUAGCCUCUCUGGUUUCGGCGUCUCAGGAGUUUCCAGAAACGGAGCCGGACUGACGGACUCCUUUGGCUCGAACAGUUCCACGGGAUCCAGUGCCUUUUCCCUGACGUCUGGCACCUCAUCUAAUUCCCACUUUGGAAACGAUUAUUCUGUUUUCCAAGCAUCUGUUUCAAACAGUUCGCAAGAGCCCAACCACCAGCCAGUUUUUAUUUCCAAGGUGCAUACAUCGGUGGACAGUUUGCAAGGUAUCUAUCCAAGAAUGAGCGUUGCGCAUCCAUACGAGUCGUGGUUCAAGUCUUCCCAUCCUGGUAUACCCACGGGGGAUGUUGGCACCACUGGUGCUUCAGCGUGGUGGGAUGUCGGAGCGGGGUGGAUUGAUGUGCAGAACCCGAAUGGGGCUGCACUGCAGACGUCCUUGCAUUCCGGGGGGCUUCAAACGUCGCUGCAUUCUCCUCUAGGGGGGUAUAAUUCCGACUAUUCCGGGUUGGGUCACUCUGCUUUCAGUACUAGCGCAUCCCCGCAUCUGUUGACUACCGGUCAGCAUCUGAUAGACGGGUUCAAGCCGGUGUUACCCUCUUACCCAGAUUCUAGCCCCUCUCCUUUAGCAGGGGCAGGUGGCACCAUGUUGACCGGAGGUCCCACGUCUUCUUUAGCAGGAUCCCCUCGGUCCUCAGCGCGACGCUAUUCAGGCAGAGCCACAUGCGACUGUCCGAACUGCCAGGAGGCAGAAAGACUGGGGCCGGCGGGAGCGAGCCUGCGUCGAAAAGGGCUUCAUAGCUGCCAUAUUCCAGGGUGCGGGAAAGUCUACGGGAAAACUUCGCAUCUCAAGGCUCACUUACGAUGGCAUACUGGGGAAAGACCUUUUGUAUGUAACUGGUUGUUUUGCGGGAAGAGGUUCACGCGAUCGGAUGAGCUUCAGCGACACCUUCGCACACAUACCGGUGAGAAAAGGUUCGCCUGUCCGGUCUGCAACAAGCGAUUCAUGCGCAGCGACCACCUCAGUAAACACGUUAAAACUCACAGCGCCGGAGGUUCCGCUGGAUCAGGCUCCGGUGGCAGCGGAGGAAAACGGGGGAGCGAUACCGACAGCGAGCACAGUGCACCGGGCAGCCCUCCUUGCCAUUCUCCGGACCUGUUGCAACAGCCUGAAUCUGUCCAGACAUCGGUCAUGAACGGCCACAAUAACUCUAUCGAAUGACUAAAAACAAGACUGUAUGGGGGGAAACAAGACUUUUCAAUGAGUUGUAAAUGUAUGUGUGCCGAAAACCUGCGGGAAAAAUCAACAAGGGUCUGUAGAAUCUCCCCCUUCAAAAAAAUGUUACGAAUGAAAUCACAUUUGGCUUUCUGGUGUGGUAAGGACUGUUUCAAUUAAAAUAUGUCGAAUAGUAUACUAUUAUCGAUCACACGGUUGUUUACAGCCUAAACAAAAGUAUUUAAAAAAACUCGAUUUAAAGACAAAAAUGGAAAACAGAUUCAAGGGGCACAACAAGCCUUUUAUUAAUAAGAUGAAAAUAUAGAGGAUAUUACGCAAGAUGAAAAGUGGCAUUUUGUCUGUAAUUUCCCGUAACCUUUCACGUUUAUACUUCACUCAGAACCAAACGGUGGCACUUUACACUAUUAGAUUUGAAAGAUGCGUCCUUAUAUGGGCUAACCUUAUCAGAUCAAAAUGAAAGUAGUGUUAUGUAAUAUUCGUAAUGUCCUUAUUUGCCUUCAUCACUUCCUUUGUGGAGUAUUUGGUGGUUAAUGUUUUUAAUUCAGGAUACACAAUGUUUUUCGCGAUUUGGGAACAUUUGGUUCGGAAAUUUUAAGUUUAUUUUUCAGACCUGUAGUAAUAGUAAGUUGCUAAAAAAUAAUAAAUAUCAACACACAAAAAUCCUGUAAUACUGGGGGAAUGUAAUCGCGUAGGUUAGCAUAUAUUACACGAUACUCAUGUAAAUGUGAGUAAUGUAUUUGUCCGGGAGACGAUUUUGUAUAGUAUUUUCUAGUUGUACAUUGCUUCUAGCAAAUAUCUGAAAAUAUAUGGGAGUGCAUUUUGAUUUUCUUUCUCUUUGUCAAGAACAAAAUGAAAAAUGUAUAUGAAUGUGGCAGUGGUAUUUAUCCUCAAGUCGGACUUGUAACUUGAGGUCUAUAAGAGAUGCACUUUGAAUUUAUUUGUAACGUUUAGAAUCAAUUUUCUUUGAUUAAGUGCAUUGUGUUUAAUCACGUUUUAUUUAAGAGAGCAUGCAGCUAUUGUAUACUGACCGUUUUAGCAAUUUGCGAUAAGUUCACAACGGAUUGGCUUUUCAGUUGAAGCCUCACAAUAAAGUCAGUGUAUUAACUGUAUAGACUCAGUUUAUUUGUUUCCAAUGAUUGAUUGACAUAUGCAAUUAUGAAGAGGUUACAACAGGCUGCAGUUACCAUUUCUACGGCAUACAUACAAUAAAUAGUGAAAAAUUGUUUCAAAUGUUUUUUUUUAUGGUUGGGGGUUAACUGAAGAAAAUGUAUAGGCUUACUUGUUACAUUCAAAGAAAGCGUUAAAGUAUCCACGCAGGCUAACCUCAAAUGAUCAACUGCUGUAAAAAUGUAAAAGCGUUAUCAUUAUUAAAAAGGUUAGUGUGGGGCAAAAUAUGACUUCACAGCUCUAUCUUAUACAUAAAACAGCACUAUGUCACUACAUAGCCACAGCUACACUCUUCUGACAUACAUUUAAAAUAGGCUACCAAAUUUCGAAUCUGUAUAGAUCCAUCUACGUACGACUAUAGGCCUACUAUUUUUGAACAAACCUCGAGGGUAUCUAGAACACAUGCUCUUUCAAAAACCUGGCUUCAGUCAUAGUGAAGUCAGGCUGUUUAACUGUUUAAAAUAACGACAGCGUGACAUUAUGCACACAACAAAUUGACGUUACAUGAAAAAUAAAAUAAAAUGAACAGGAAGGAAUGUAA
This is a messenger RNA of Conger conger (European conger), 3580 nucleotides long. It is a transcript of the gene sp8b, whose product is annotated as sp8 transcription factor b. Gene Ontology annotation, molecular function: DNA-binding transcription factor activity, RNA polymerase II-specific; RNA polymerase II cis-regulatory region sequence-specific DNA binding. Lineage: Eukaryota; Metazoa; Chordata; Actinopteri; Anguilliformes; Congridae. The transcript has 2 exons. Gene Ontology annotation, biological process: regulation of transcription by RNA polymerase II. The record is from RefSeq and is a predicted model, not a curated record. Bases 529 to 1857 code for a protein of 442 amino acids.